AAGGGUAAAAUAAAAAUCCAAUCUUUGAGAAUCCUCGACGGAUUUGAAAAGCAAGAAUUAGCAAAAGUGAAAUAAAUGAGGCAAAAUCCGGGAGGUGGUGGUUUAAGAGGAGGGGGUUGUGGUGCAUGGAGGUCAUUUUGCAAUACUACACCGUUUGAUACAGCAUCAGCAUUAGCUGUCUGUCUGGUUUUCAGAGGUGGUGGAAUUCUCGAAAGAAUGGCGGCUCCUGCUAAUCUUGAUGCUAUUUGGAGAGAGAUUGAAGAUGAGUUGUUGGUUUCUGGGAUGAAUCUUCGUAGCCUUUGCUCCUCUUCUUCCAUUGAUGAACUCAUCGCCCACCUUGUGAGGGUAGAGCGAGUUCUUACGAGGGUAUGGCAAGAGCCUCCGACGUUUAUAACUAACGCCCUUCUCCCGGCAAAGACAGCUCUCGUCAAAGACGAGCUCGUAAACCAUCCACAUGAAAAUAUCCAAUUCAUAGUUGCGUCGUGCCUCAAUCAGGUUACGAGAAUAACUGCUCCAGUCCAACCGUAUCCCGAUAAUCAAAUGAAGGAUGUCUUCCGAUUGUUCAUCGUUGCACUUAGGCAGUUGCCAUGUGGGACCGGCGACAACUUUUCGAGAGCUGUGCAAAUUCUUGGAGCUAUGGCGAAAAUGAAAACGGUCCUGAUUAUGAUGGACUUGGAUAUUGAUCAAUUAAUUGUUGAUAUGUUCCAAUUUUUCUUCGACUCGAUUAGGCCGAGUCACCCGGUUACGAUCUUCAAAAACAUGUUAGCUAUAAUGACAUUGGUGAUAGAAGAGAGUGGUGAAGUGUCUUUCGAACUUCUCAAGCCGCUGUUGGUCAGUGUGAGAAUGGAUAAUAAGAAUACUGCAUACGUUCCAUGGGAGUUGGGAAAAUGCGUCAUUGAAAAAUGUUCGAUGAAACUCCAGCCUUAUAUUAGAGAAGCUGUGAAGAAAAUGAACGUGGAAGUUAACGAUUAUGCUGAGAUAGUCGUUUCGUUAUGCCAGGAUACAUCUAACAAGAACAUGAUGGCGGAAGAAAUUACGACAGCUGCGGCGCUUUUGAGUGAUGGGGUAGUGGACCCCACUCCGCACGUGAACGAUGGAAAUAGAAAUGAAAAUGCGACGGAUAAAGAGAAUUCGACGGAACUUAAAAGCAACGAAUUAGGAUCGGAGAACGAUCCAGCAGAAAUUGUUCAUCAACAUCGAAGGGGAAGAAAACCGAACUCUUUGAUGAAGCCCGAAGAAGGCUAUGAACACAUUUGGACAAUUGGAGAAAGCAAAUCGCGUAAAGCAUUAUCACGUGACGGUGAUAAUAAACGGAAAAGAAAAACAAAAUUACGUAGUGAUUCUUCUUCACAUGGAGAAUUUGAUUCUGUCGACGAAGGAAGUUUCGGCAAAAGGGAAAUCUUGCAAUCUGAGACGAAGGAGAGAGGUUCAAAAAGAACCAAGAAGAAAAGUGAAGGAGUAAUUGCAGGAUCGAGUACUGUACAGAAGAGAGAAGGCACUGUUUCGGUUGGAAAAGAUAAGUCGUCGUCACUUCAAGAAUCUGAUAGGUGGAAAGAAAUCAGGGAUGCGAUUAUUUCCCGUAAUCCCGAGUUAAUAGACCUUGCAGACAGGAUGGUGGCAUCUCCUGAUAGAGACGAGUCCCCUGAGAAUUUGGCUCUAGAAGAGGAAGAGAUGUCGAAUGCUGAUUACGGGGAGGAAAUCGUAAACGUAAGAAUAAAGGUUUGGUGGCCAAUGGACAAAACGUUCUACACGGGCACCGUUGAAUCUUUUGAUCCUUCGACGAAGAAGCAUAAGAUAAGAUAUGAUGACGACGAGGAAGAAGUAGUGGACCUGAAAGAAGAAAGAUGGGAGCUUUUCAACGAGAGGCAGUUUCAUCAAACUCAAUCCAUUCAGAAUCAAGAAGUCGACAUCCCAUCUCCUGUUAAAGAGACUGUUAUGAAUGAGAAAAAGAUGACAAAGAGAAAGGCAGGUUCAUCGAGAAAACAGCUUAAUCCCUCAUCAUCGAAAAUAUCAAAAAGUGAAAGCUGUAGCCCCGUUCACGUGAAAAACGAACCAGAUGAAGAGAUGCCUGAAUUUUCAUUCAAGCAUGGAAAAAACCGAUCUAGCAAAAAAAAGUCAAAAACCAUGAAAAAGAAGAGUGGGCUUUAAUUAAACCUUUGAUUGAAUUGGUGAAAAUUGCAUCGAGAGGUUUCGGAAAAGAAUAGGAAAACGAGGAUUCGUUAUGACUUUAUCUUCUUCUUCUUCUUGUGAGUAAAGUUUAAUUAUUUCAUCGAUAUUUUGAUUAAUUAGUUUCAUUUAAUAGCCUUGAUCGAACUGCUAUAAAUAGAAGCAUGCGAUGCCUUUCAAAGAAAAUAUACUCUUAUUUAUUUAGCCAGCUGUAGUAAUAAGCGUCGGGAUUGUAUAAAUCGAAUUUUCACGAAACGACACUUGUUGAAAACUGAAUUCUGUUGUGCUCGACAGAUAUCAAAGCGCCUCUAAUUGUACGGAUUUUGCAGCAGACGACUAGGCAUUUAUUUAUUGUACAGAACUAUCGACUCCGGCUAAAAAGGGUAAAAAGGGCAUUGUCCGCUUGCUCGAGAAUUAUCUAAUGAGCCACCGAUGAAUUUGUAUAGUUUGUCUUCUAGAUAUGAACUAUUCAAUGUAUUUUUAGUGACGUUCGAAUUGUGUAAUUUUGUUUUCUGUUCGGAUUUUUUGUGCUAGUUCUUUUGUGGCAAGUAUUAAUGGCCAUUUUACAACAAAUA
This is a messenger RNA of Erythranthe guttata (spotted monkey flower), 2741 nucleotides long. Lineage: Eukaryota; Viridiplantae; Streptophyta; Magnoliopsida; Lamiales; Phrymaceae. The record is from RefSeq and is a predicted model, not a curated record.